AUGGCGACGUCCAGAAUCUUGGUGUACGGUGGCAAAGGAGCACUGGGUAGCGUUGUAGUUAACUACUUCAAGUCCAGAAGUUUUUGGGUUGGUUCCAUUGACCUGACAUUGAAUGAACAUGCUGAUGGCAAUGUCAUUGUGAAAUCUGAGUGCUCCUUGCCUGAGCAGGAGGCUGAUGUGGUGAAAUCAGUGGGAGAACUGCUUGGUGAGAACAAGGUGGAUGCUAUCUUCUGUGUGGCUGGCGGAUGGGCUGGUGGAAAUGCUAAAAAGAUUGUAGCUGCUGCAGACUCCAUGUGGAAACAGUCAGUCUGGCCAUCGGUGAUCACCGCCAGUUUAGCAUCCAAGUAUCUGAAAGACGGUGGUCUUAUCACAUUGCCUGGAGCUCAGGCUGCCCUUCAGGGUACACCAGGUAUGAUAGGAUACGGCAUGGCGAAGGCUGCAGUGCACCAGCUAGUCAAAAGCUUGGCCGGGGAAAAUAGUGGUAUACCUGCAAAUUCUACUGUCUUGGCCACCCUUCCGGUGACCUUGGACACGCCAAUGAAUCGGAAGUGGAUGUCCACAGCAGAUUUUUCAACAUGGACACCUCUGGAUUUUAUAGCUGAGUUGUUCUUCAAGUGGCUGAGUGGUGAGAAUGUUCCUGCCUCAGGUAGUCUAGUACAACUGCUGACCAAGGAUAAUAAAACUGAGCUGACCCUGGCCUGA
Molecule: messenger RNA, 702 nt
Organism: Candidula unifasciata
Lineage: Eukaryota; Metazoa; Mollusca; Gastropoda; Stylommatophora; Geomitridae
Source: the annotation of a GenBank genome assembly